Molecule: messenger RNA, 1530 nt
Organism: Acanthosepion pharaonis
Lineage: Eukaryota; Metazoa; Mollusca; Cephalopoda; Sepiida; Sepiidae
Source: the annotation of a GenBank genome assembly
AUGGUCAGAAAUCGAACGCUGACGGAGCGAAUAGUGGUUGGCGUUGUUCUUUUUUUCCGACACAUUCGCUACUUGGAAUUGAACAAAGCCCUUUGCCUGGCCGCUCGUAAUGGCUCCACGGCUGUGGUGGAGUUGAUCCUACUCAGGGCACGGCCCCCUCCCAGCCUUUAUUACACCGACGAGACUGGUAAGAAGGCCCUCCACCACGCUGUCUCAAAUGGAUCCCUGGAGAUGGUCAAAUUUCUAACUCGCGCUGGCUCCGUACUCAAUAGUUCUGAUUCAGAGGGCAAAACCCCACUACUACUUGCCUGUGCCCGUGGCUUCACUGACAUUGUGCGCUUCCUGAUAAGCGAGGGUUCUCAUGUGAACCUGUCUCGCAACCACAACGACGAACGAGCUCUUCACAUCGCAGCCGGGGCCGGGCAUGUUGAUGUGGUUCGGAUCCUCUUGGAAGAGGGCCGGGCCAACCUGGACGUGCAAACGUCAGUUAGUCGGGGCGGGGUGACCCCGUUGCACAAGGCCUGUCGAAACGGACAUACCGAAGUGGUAAAGCUUCUGUGCGAGCGAGGGGCCGACUUGGAGGUGAGGGACUCGGAAAACCGGAAGGCCGUGCACCUGGCCGCUGAGUCUGACUCCUUGCCCGUCGUGGAGCUGCUCAUCCGUCACGGGGCCGAGGUUCAAGUGUCUGACAAAUACGGCAUGUCUCUUCUUCAUUACGCCGUCAGUGUGAAGAACGUGGCGAUGGUGGAGAUGGUAUUGGACACUGGUAGGGUGGACGUGAAUGUACCCAACCUUCACGGAGAAUACCCCAUCCACAUUGCUAUCGUCCACAAAUUGGACAGGAUCGUAGAGUUGCUCGUGUCAGCUGGGGCGAACAUCCAUGUGAUGACCCCUCAUAACGAUACGCCUUUGCUGCUGGCCGCUUCCAUCGGCAGUUACCAUAUUGUGGACAUUUUGUUAAAAGAAGGCGCCGAUGUUAAUGCGAAAAGUGCAGAUAGUUCCACGGCCCUACACAAAGUACAGUACUCAAGAUGUAACAACACAGAAAGAGACAGAAUCUCCAACAUUCUCAUAGAGUAUGGUGCCAAUAUUAAUUGCCAGGACAACCGUGGAUUCACUCCUCUUCACUCUACAGCUUGCAAAUGUCUGAUGGGCCAAGUUUCUGUGUCUUCCUUAAGGAUUUUAGUUGGAGCUGGAGCCAAAGUUUCUCAUGAUAUACCAAAUCGGAAUUCUCCUCUUUGCUGGUUGGUAUGGAAUGGGGGUUACGAGGCAGCUCGCUUCUUAGUACAGGCUGGCUGGAACCUGAACCAAGAGGCUUGGAUUGAUUUGCCAGGAAAGACAGAGGAACAAUCCAUCUUCCACCAGUGGCUGAAGCAUAUGCGCUCCACACCCUGGACACUGGCCAGUUUGUGUCGGCAAAAUAUCCGUAAUUAUUUACUGGACAUUCGUGGAGGACAAGAGAUUGUGAGCACUGUGAGAGAACUCCCCAUUCCGACAAAGCUGAAGGGCUUCUUAACUUUGGCAGAGUAA